Seriola dumerili (greater amberjack) is the source of this 1062-nucleotide messenger RNA. RefSeq names its product heavy metal-binding protein HIP-like. The coding region runs from base 6 to 944 and encodes 312 amino acids. Gene Ontology annotation, molecular function: protein binding. The transcript is spliced from 6 exons. The record is from RefSeq and is a predicted model, not a curated record. Lineage: Eukaryota; Metazoa; Chordata; Actinopteri; Carangiformes; Carangidae.
CCCAGAUGGAGAGGAAACCGAGCACUGGUCACGUAAAAAUGAAGAUGAAGACUCUCUUGGUUUUCUCACUGAUACUUAUGUCAUGCUGUCCCUGCAGGACACAAAAAAAAGAUAUCUUGCUUCAAGCUCCAUAUGUUGAGAGCGGGGAGGAUACGGCUGAGACUGAGGGAGGUGAAGAGGAGCGGAUAUUUCACGAUAUCUGGGCAGAGCUGAGGAAGCUGAGAGACAUGUCGGUGGAGCAAAAAGUAGAGCUGAGGCACCUUCUGGCCAGAGUAACAGCUGCUGAGAGCCUGGUGGAAGCCUUGCAGAAGGAGAAUAGAGACAUGGAGGUCAGGAUGAGUGCUGCUGAGAGCUUAGCAGAAGGGCUGCAGAUGGAGAGUGACGCUCAAAGUACUGAACUUGCAGUCGCUCAGCAGAUGCUCAGCACUCUGCAGCAAAGACUGACAGACAGUGAACGCCACAUUGAGGAGCUGGAGAAACAACAGGAAGGACAAAAGGCGAUAGUGCAGGAGGUUCAAGACACCAACAGAGUGAGAAAACUGGCUUUUUCUGCCUCCCUCCUGGCGUCUGGAGAAGGUAACACAAGCAGCGAAGAGUUUGUUCCACUCAUCUACAGAAAUGUAUUUACCAACACUGGAAACCACUACAACUCAAACACAGGUUACUUCACUGCACCAGUUAGAGGAGUGUAUUAUUUCAGAUUUACUGGCCAUCUAGCAGAUACUGAUAGGGGUACAAGGAUGAGAAUUGUCAAGAACGGACAUGCCAUGGUUUUCACAGGGGACCGUCUCACCACAUCCGCAGAUGCUGAGGACAGUAUUUCCAAUGGUGUAGUGUUGCAGUUAGAGGUGGGAGAUGUUGUGUCAGUACAAAUUUCUGGAGAUGUUUGGGAUGACCAGUACCACAGGACAACCUUUAGUGGCUUUCUGCUAUUUCCUUUGUAAGAUAUUACAAUUGGCAACACGAGAGCUACUGUCAAGGCCCGAUUAGUGUCAGGUUCAACAAUGAUGACUUUUUGUACCAUAUAACAGGAUUUAUGAAAAUAAAAAUAACAAAAUACAA